AUCGUUUCCGGAGCUGGAAAAGCAAUCAGCAUGUUACCUGUUAUAAAGUUAUGAUGAACUCAAUACUGCAGAAGAAUAUGCCAGAUAUUAUCUAUGUCGAGAUAAUAGGAAAUUUAUACCGCAACGUCUAGGAAUAAACAAAACCACUUUCGAUACCUGACUUUGGAUGGGAUCUCAUAGAUAUGAUUCACGUUCAGCGAGUCUUUAUAUUUUAGUCAAUUUGAUUUCCAAUUAUUAAUUGCGAUAACGCUAGCAAAACAAAAUUCAACUAACCAAUCAAUGGUUAUGGUAUUCUUGGAAAUAUAUUGACUAUCUUCAAUAUUUGAAACACAAACUUGGCUUGAGGAAAAUACUUCAAAAUGCUGCUAAAUAGAGCGUUGCGAAUGUUAUUCGUAGCCUAUUCAUAUUUGACUAUAGCGGGCGGUACAGCAACGCUGAAUUUCUUCCUGAAGGCGUACUCAAAUCCUACGAGUAGGAUGCUUGACGGUAACUGUUGUGAUGCGGUCAGAAAAGAAAUUGAUUGCAAAAGCCAAUGUGAUAACAUGUUUCAGUUUUGUUUAACGACAACAUCAAGUGGGUUGAAAGAGAAGGAUUGUGAUGCUGAUUUAAAAACAGGAAAAAUAUUUAGAAAUAUGGACGAAUUUAAUUUUCCUGAUCGUAUAGCUACCGAUGACGAGACAGGAAAAAUGGCAAACCCAUUUAAAUUUAAAUUCACAAAUUGGACAGGAAACCUUUUCUUCGAAGUAGAAAUCUGGGACCAUGAUAGUAAGGAUGCGAAUGAUCGUAUAGACCACUUCUUUCAACAAAUACUACUUCCAGCCAAUGGAUUACCACAGAUUCAAACACUGAAAGGGACAGUUUCAAAUACAACAGUGGAGUUAAGUAUUUCAUGCGACCCAGGAUACUACGGAGAGAACUGUGAAAAAUACUGUGACGCUUCCAAAGGCGAAAAUCGAUACUUCUGUGGGACUGACGGACCCAAGUGUUUUCCUGGAUUUGAAGGUACUCUUUGCGAAAUUAAUGUGAAUGAAUGUCAAAGUGACCCAUGUGUUAACGGCGGCACCUGUGAAGACCUGAUCAACUCCUUCAACUGCGCAUGUUCGCUUGGCUACACAGGUUCUGUGUGUGACCAAGAAGUAAAUGAUUGCAAUAGUGAUCCUUGUCUUAAUGGCGGAGAGUGUGUCGAUGGGAUGAACCAGUACACAUGUAAUUGCAGAGGAGGAUUUACAGGAGUUAAUUGUGAGAUUGAAAUAAAUGAGUGCCUUAGUUCCCCCUGUGAAAGUGGUACCUGCGUCGAUCGUGCUGGUUCGUUUGCCUGUUCAUGUUUUCCAGGAUACACAGGAACGAUGUGUUCCAUCAACAUUAAUGAAUGCGCGAGUUCACCUUGUAAAAAUGGGGGCUUGUGCUCUGAUUUGAUAAAUAGCUUCUCCUGCGCCUGUCCUCCCGGAUUCGAAGGAAAGGUAUGUGAUGAGGAUGUAGACGAAUGUGCCAAAUACACUCCGUGUAGGAAUGGAGCAACGUGCGCUGAUAAAAUCAAUGCGUAUGUUUGCACUUGUGCAGGAGGGUUUACUGGGUCUACUUGCGCUACCGAGACCAACGAGUGUUUGAGUGGCCCGUGUAGUAAUAACGCAACGUGUAUUGAUAAGGUCAACGCGUAUGCUUGCGAGUGUUUACCUGGAUAUCAAGGAGUUCAUUGUGAAACUGACAUAGACGAGUGUCUGCAGUCUGUGUGUGCUUUUGGCACAUGUGUAGACGGAGUCAAUUCGUUCGUGUGCGAAUGUCAGGACGGUUAUUCUGGAGAACUCUGCAACAUAAAUGAUGACGAUUGUAAAGAUGGACCCUGUAUGAAUGGAGCCAACUGUGUCGAUCUAGUAUCAGGAUUUAAAUGUGAAUGUGUCGAUGGAUUUAUCGGUGAAAUGUGUCAAAUUGAUGUUAACGAAUGUGCUACUAAGCCAUGUAAAAACAACGGUACAUGCGUAGACGGUAUUGCACAGUACAUCUGUAAAUGUGUUAAAGGAUUCGAAGGAGCUGACUGCGGGAUCGAUGUUGACGAAUGUCAGAGUUCGCCUUGUAAACAUUCUGGCGAUUGUCAAGAUAUGGUUGGGUCGUAUGCGUGCACAUGCGCGGACGGUUACAGCGGUUUUAAUUGUGACGAGGAUAUUGACGAAUGUGCUAGCUCACCAUGUUUAAAUAACGGCGCAUGCACUGAUGGAAUCAAUACGUACACGUGCACAUGCGCCGCUGGCUAUCAAGGCAAAAUGUGUAACAUUGAGAUGGAUGAAUGCGCAAGCAACCCAUGUAAAAACUUCGCAACUUGUACAGACGAAAUUGCUCAAUUCAGUUGCCAGUGUACUAAUGGUUACUACGGAAGGUUAUGUGAAAACGAAGAGGACGAAUGCCUCAGUUACCCUUGUUUGAAUAAUGCAACAUGCAUCGAUUUGGUUGCUAAUUAUUCUUGCGUCUGCAUAGACGGAUAUUCAGGUGUGAACUGUGAAACAAAUAUUAAUGAGUGCUUCUCCGACCCAUGUGAAAAUGGCGCUGAAUGUAUCGAUUUUGUGAAUCGUUACCAGUGCACAUGUUCAGAUGGGUUUAAUGGUAUAAACUGUGAGCUGAACAUUAAUGAGUGCGAGAGCACCCCUUGUCAGAAUAAUGGUACGUGCCAUGAUUCUGUUGCAAGUUACAUCUGUAAUUGUCAAAGUGGAUUUGAUGGGGUACAAUGUUCUAAUAACAUUAAUGAAUGUAUUAGUAACCCGUGUAGGAAUAACGGAACUUGUGAAGAUCGUAUUAAUGAGUACAAGUGUCAGUGUAAAGCUGGAUUUUCUGGGGGAAAUUGUGAGGUCGAUAUUGAUGAAUGUGAAAGCACACCAUGUGAACACGAUUCAACGUGCAUCGAUGAAAUUGACUCGUAUGUUUGCGAAUGCGAACGCGGGUAUACUGGCAAAAUGUGCGAAGAAGAUAUCAAUGAAUGCAUCAGCUUACCAUGCCAAAAUGGCGCUACCUGUAAUAACUUAGUAAAUAUGUUUACGUGCUCAUGUGCAGACGGCUACCAGGGUACGCAGUGUGAAACCAAUAUCAACGAGUGCCUGAGCAGUCCGUGUUUACAUAACGGCACUUGUUCGAAUCUGAAAAAUGCGUUUAGUUGUCAUUGUGCAAAUGGAUACGACGGGGACAUAUGUGAAAAUGAGAUAGACGAAUGUUCUAGUUCGCCAUGUCAAAAUAACGGCGAGUGCGCAGACCGAUUGGCCAGUUACGAAUGCAAUUGCGCGCUGGGGUAUAGAGGGCGUCAUUGUGAAAUAAACAUUAAUGAAUGUGACAGCGCCCCCUGUCAAAAUAACUCAACAUGUAUGGAUGCUGUAAAUAAGUUUGAAUGUUUAUGUUCACCCGGUUUUACAGGGAUUACAUGUAACAUUGAGAUAGACGAAUGUGAAAUUCGACCAUGCUCAAACAACGGCCUAUGCACUGAUUAUGUAAAUAGCUAUUCUUGCGCAUGUCGAGAUGGUUUUGAUGGUAUAAAUUGUGAGGUAAAUGUAGACGAAUGUGCCAGUCAGCCCUGUAAUAAUGGAGGGAUAUGCGUAGAUGGAAUUAAUCGCUACGAUUGUGACUGCGCAAUAUAUUUUGCUGGCCCAACAUGCUAUAUCGACUCGAGGGCCGACGGACUAUCAAUGCUGUUUGAAGGACGAAAUUUGGAUUUAAGUAAACUAGAAACUAGUUUCGUUGCUAUUUUGAUGAAUGAAAUUAUCAAUGCGCAAGAUGUGACGGUUGAGUGCUUUGAAAUCCCCACAACAGAUGUUCAGACCACUGAGGACGUGACGACAGUUGUGUUUAUUGUGCACAUUAAUGAAUCAUUCGUCAGCGGGCAAGAGAUUAAGGAGAUAAUUGAUCUAGUACCGAUGGAAGAGCUACAGAGGAUGCUGCCCUACGAGAUUUAUGACACACGGAAACAAAGCCAGAAUUGGUUCGAUGUGUACAUGAUCUGGAUUAUAGGGGGCGCUGCAUUAUUAGGGGUUUUUCUGAUCAUCUUGCUGAUUGUCGUCUGUUGUACGCGUUUGAAGUCGAAAAAGGUUCGUGAAUAUUCAUUUGAUAACAAAUCUGAAGACUUGUGGAUAACGACACGUACCAUUGGUCACGUCAGAACACCAAAGGAUAGUAUUGCUGAAAAUGACCAAUUAGAGUGUCGGGUAUAGACAGUAAAAGUGCUGCAGUCAAACGUUAAUUCAUUCCAGGCAGCUGACGUCCAAGGCUUUCUAAAUUGCUGCAAUACCUUUAGGUUUAAAAAUGAGCUAAAAGAGGGAUGCUUAUUUUCAUGCGCGAAAUUUUCGGUUGCAACAAAUAUUGUUUUGUUUAUUUGUUAACUAACCUUUUGCUAAGUAACGGAAGCCAAUCAGUGUGCUAGUAAUACUUUAGUUUCAUUCAGGACGUAAUCGUAGAAAAAUAAGUAGAUUACAUGUCCCUACAAAGUAUAUACCGGUGCUUAUCUAACUUAUGAUAUAAACAAGACAACAAUAUCAGCGAUGACAGAUAAUUGUAUCAUAGUCAACUUUUCUUCAAAAAAGUUCGCGAUGUGAAUUGCUGGUAGAAGCACAAAAUUACAAAUGCAGUAGCCUUGAAAUUGAAUGUUGGCCAUGGUUGCACUUUUUUUCAUAAGAACACAUUUUAUAAGAACACCAAGGCUAAAAUUGCUUUAAAAAUACAAACAAAAUAAGAACAAUUUGAGGCGCGGCUGAGGUAAAAUAUCAAAAUGAGGUUUUUAUGAAAAACCAAAAAAAAAAACCAAAAAAAAAAAACAAGAACAAAACAACAACAACAACAACAAAACAACGAAUCCAGCAAGUCACAUACAAUAAAGUAUUAAUUAAUGUUUAAAACGAUUGUAUCUAUUCCAUUAACGUCACCAUAUGCGAUGUAAUCGAGAGUUCUUCAAGGAACGACACAAAAUACUCGACUGAACUUGUAGGCUACUUAAAAUGUAUAAUUUCCUCCUCAAACUAGCCGUUCUCAUAGUCUCCGUACCUUUCUGCCAACAAGGUUGUACGGUAUUGUUUAAAAUAAGAACAAAGUAAGAACAGCCUGACCCUGAAAUUGGCAAAAAAAAAACUGAAACUGAGCAAAAUUUUACUGGUUCUUAUAAAAAAAAGUGUAACAUAACAUAAUAAGAAUUUCAAAACUACAGGCUUAGUGAGUAAGGGCUCCGAGAGACAGAUGUGUUAAGGUGUAGAUAUUAAAUUUUAAAAGCAAAGCGAAAGGUCGUAGUAAUUAGAUUUGUUAUUUCAAUCCAUGUAGGCCUACAUUUAUGUAAAUGAGUCGACUUUGUUAAAUCCACAUGUACAUUCAUGUACAGAUUGAUCCCCGUCUGUUAAAGAUAAUGUAUUUGAGUUGAGUUUUCUAACUGUAUAUCCAUGUUUACAUUGUAAUUUCUCCAUAUGCUAUUGUAUGGUACAGUGCACGCGAAUUAAGAGAUGCUAAAAGCAGAUUGUUCUUUUAUUAGAUGAAAUUAUGUAUAUAAUAAUUGUGAUUGUAGAAUACGCUUUUUUAUCAUCUGUUUUAUAGAAUACACAUGUGUCAAUAGACAGAGAUACAAAUAGUAAUUUCAAAGUAAUUACAAUAAUGUACGUUUAUUGUAUCUAUUAGUUUGGUGAUGUAAAUUUUUAAUGUUCACACAUAAAAAAAAUGACAUGAUAAUAUUUAAAAAAAAUCACGGAAUAAAUCUCAUAAAAUGAGAUAUAGGCCUAUGCUAUCUCCAAAUAACUGUAUCAUUUUGUGUCGAAAUGUUAAAUACUAGAUUAAAUUUAAUGAAUUCCCAGUACUUUUCAUGAGUUACCGUUAUAGGCUAAACAAAAUCGAAUUUGCGAACGUACUUAACGACAAACUAAAAGAUUCGGGUCGGUUCGUGAAGCUAGACUUGUUACUUUAUAGUCCUUGGCGCCUCAAAGUCGGCCUUGUUCUUUAUGUCUAUGUUUUACCUUAUAUACUGUAUAUUUAUUAGAUUAUGGUUUAUUUCUGUUUUUUUUUCUUUCAUUUAGUUAAAUGUAAUUUCUUCUCAUAAAAUAGGCCUGCAGCCAGUACUUGAUGAACAACACAAUAAAAGAAACACACAAGUAGAAAAGAAUUCCCAAACAGCGAACACUGUCACAAUAGAUCUCCAGCAAAAUUCACUGAUUACUAAAAUAGUUGGACAAAAAAACUAUAUCUAUGUCUGAUAAAAAAAAAAUAGAUAAAUGACACAAAUAAAUACAAAAUACAAUAUUAAAAA
Anneissia japonica is the source of this 6250-nucleotide messenger RNA. Its product is annotated as fibropellin-1-like. Lineage: Eukaryota; Metazoa; Echinodermata; Crinoidea; Comatulida; Comatulidae. Gene Ontology annotation, molecular function: calcium ion binding. The record is from RefSeq and is a predicted model, not a curated record. Gene Ontology annotation, biological process: cell communication. The coding region runs from base 360 to 4184 and encodes 1274 amino acids. The transcript has 14 exons. Gene Ontology annotation, cellular component: membrane.